AUGUCGCUUCUUGAAGACUUCUUUGACUCUGCAUUGGUGAUUUGCCGGUGCAGCAGUGAAGGGAAGAAAGAGCUGGUGAAUUUAUUUUUACCUGAACUAGGGCAUCUAGUGACAGAAGCAAACAUUUGCUACUCUCUGCGGCAUGAGACUCUGAGGACCCUCAACUCUAUACUCAACAGUGUCUCACGGGAACAGAGAAAGAAAUUCCCUCUGUCCGAGGAGAUGUGCUCGCUCACGAAAGACCUUGCAAAAACUAUACUGGAGGUUGGUGAUUAUGACCUUCAGGUUGCCCUUUCAGAAGCACUUUGUAGGUUAAUGACAAAAAAAUGGAGGGAUGACCUUGUUCACCAUUGGUUUGAAGAUAACUAUCUUGCUGAAGCUUUCAAAGAGAUCCAGGAUAGAGAAUUUGAGACGGACUGCAGAAAGUUUCUUAACAAGCUAAAUGAAAGGCUUGGGGAUGAAAGCAGAGUCUAUUCAUUUCCUUGUAUGUCUGCUUUUGCUGACGUGAACGAGGUGAAGAAGCCACCAGAUGAGAAGCUGGAGGAGUUCUGGAUUGACUUCAACGCUGGCAGCCAGAGCGUGACUUUCUAUGUGGACAGUAACGGGGGUGCUCUUUGGGACACGGUGAGGCUGUCGAAAGAAGCCGUCAGCGGUUACAGCCUGAAGGAGGAUGGUGGACAAAAGAUUGUUACAAUUUAUAUGAAGGUUCCUGCUACUUUUAACAAAACCGAAGCAAGAAAAAUCAAAAUAACUUUCAGUGCUGACUUCGACAUUUCAAGUAUACUUGGAAAAGUUCUGGGUGAUGAAAAAAUGAUGAUAGAUAUGGCUGAAGAGGAGUCUGUCCAUCCUGGGGAGUCUGUCCAUGCUGGGGAGCAAGCCAUGCAGAAUGAAACAGCAAUACCAGAGUCCAGCAAACCACAGAUGACGGAAGAUCCUUCAAACUUUGGGAACGUGGAGACUCUAUCAGACAACUUAACCUCUCAGCACAGCCAGCAGUUAACAGGCACCGUAGCAAAAGUGGUUAACUCUGGUGUCACCGUGAAUACAGUGAACCAGCAGCCUUACGUGGAAGAUGCUAACCAAGGCUCAGCAAAAAAGUCCAAAACUUCAUCUUCAAGGACGAAAGCUAAGCCUAGGCGAGGGUCUCGCAGACAAAAAGUUACAAGGAAGGAAAUCUAUGACUUUGAAAUCUCAGAUGCUGCAAGUCAUGAAAAGGUUGCUGAAGCCCAAGCAAAGAUUCUUAGCCAGAAGGUUGCUUCGCAAAAUCAGCGGAGUUUGAAAACAGGAGACAAGAGCAAGGAACCGGACAAGCUCAAGAGAAGGCUGUCCAGUUACAGGAAACAUCUUUUCUCUGAAAGCAGCGAUGAAAAUAGAAGCACUGGUGAGAGCGAAAAAAGCUGGAUCCUUGACUCUCAGAAAGAGCUGUUGCCAAAAUCUCUUGACUAUACGCGAAAAAGAUCCAGGGUGAGAAGUAAAUUAAAAGUGCUUCCAGUGUCUUCUGGAAGUAGCGGCGGUGACUACCCGACAAAGAAGCAGGGAGCAUCAAGGGAAGAUGCUCAAGAGGAGAUGCCAAGGAAAACAAGCACAUCCAGCUCCAAGGGAGGCGAUAUGCCUACAGUGGAUAAUGCUGAUGAAAUGCCCUCGGAGGGGCUCGAAAAGGGUCCACUACUACUUAAUACAUCCACCAGGAGCUAUCCCAGUGAUGUGGAGAAGGCUAUGCAGGAGUUUCACAACGCGUCUGGCAAAUUGUCAAGAGAAGAAGACAGUUUUAAGCGGAAGGACUCAGGUAUAUUAAGCAGCACUGUCAUAAAAAAACCUAAAUUUUCCAGGUGGGAAGCAAGUGAUCUGUCCCCUGAUGCUUCCUAUAAAGCAAGGGAUGCCUUUGAUUCAGUAGAGAACAAAGCUGAGAUCCAAACAGGUCAGGAAAAGGAUGAUAAUGUGGAUGAUGUAUUUUUUGAAAUGCCUGAAGACAUCAGUGAUCCAGGGGUGAUUACUGCAUUUGAGAGCUUCAUCAGCCAACUAAAGAAAUUGCUCUGGUCACGGUACAAAAGGAUGGAGACCAGUGCACAGAAUGCCCUGAGGAUUUCGGAGAAGAACUUGUCCACCUUGCUGAACCAGAUCCAUGAGUGCAGGCUGAGUAAGCUGGAGACCUUCCAGAAGAUUGUUGUUUCAGAGCUUGCCAGUCUUGAGAAGGAAACUCAAAUCUUGGUAGACAUGGAGAAGGAUGCAGUGGACUUCUGGAACACGCAGCUGCUCAAACUGAAUUCUUUCUGCAACCAGCAAAAGCAAAGAAUUCAGUCCAUUGACUCGGCCCUGGGUGAAACAGCAAACAGUUUUGCUGAUGCUAUCCAGAAUACAACGGUACGUGUGGUGCACAAGCAGUGCCGUGGGGGUGGUGGGCUCUGAGCUGUGGCCUGACUGAGAAGUGUUGGAAGUGAGAAAAUGAAAUUGAAGUCCUGGGAGGGGAAACCUUUGGUCAGCCUACCUGUGGGGCUGGUUCUUUGUGAGGCCUCCGGUCCUGAUGCAUGGAAAGCAUAGAGAAAGCCAUAUUUGCCCUGCUAGCAUCUAGGGAAAGUGGUCCAAAAGCACUUGCCUAAGGAAGAAGGUGAGGGAAAGGACUAUCAGGUAGUGAUGCUUUUCCUGAAUUCGUAUCUCGGGGAUUCCUUUGUCCUGAGGCUGUUUUCUGUGUAGUUAGUGACCCCCAAUGCAGUUAUCUUCUGUCCCUUUGUCCCGCUUGCCCUUGGAGUUGUGCCGUUGUGACACCUGUGUGGCUAGGAGCUCUGC
Molecule: messenger RNA, 2784 nt
Organism: Falco peregrinus (peregrine falcon)
Lineage: Eukaryota; Metazoa; Chordata; Aves; Falconiformes; Falconidae
Gene: SYCP2L
Product: synaptonemal complex protein 2 like
Exons: 29
Coding region: 1-2406 (801 amino acids)
Source: RefSeq, a predicted model, not a curated record